This is a messenger RNA of Hypomesus transpacificus, 3166 nucleotides long. RefSeq names its product BCL2 like 11 (gene bcl2l11). The record is from RefSeq and is a predicted model, not a curated record. Bases 316 to 969 code for a protein of 217 amino acids. NCBI's taxonomy places the organism in Eukaryota, Metazoa, Chordata, Actinopteri, Osmeriformes, Osmeridae. The transcript has 4 exons.
GCGCUUCAACGUUUUCUACCAGAGACGCAAACGGGUGAAGGCAAGGAAGUUCCUCCGUUGUAAUCUAGCUAUUCGCAAGAGACAAAAGACUCGGAACACUCUUACCCGUCGACUACGUUUUGAGGUGGAUUUCUUUUCACUGACUACCAAGUGUAUUCUUUCGAUCUCGGCCGUAAAGUUUAGCCAACUUAUAAAAAUAUGAUUUUGGCUAUUUGACUCUAUUUUUGUGGAACAUUUUCUAGCGGGUUUGCAGUUGUUCGAUCACUAUUGUCAUUUUUAGCACUGUUAUGUCCCACAACUGAGGCCGCUUAAGACAUGUCCGAUUCGUCCAGACCACGAAAUUGGUCAGACGACUCGACCAACCUAAAUGAGAGGGAGAAAAGUGGAGAAUCGCAUCCUGGUGGCAGACGAGCCUUCCGUGCCGAGACAUCGGACAACCCCCAGUCCUACGGCGAAGGCGAACCGUCACGGGGAGGAAUUACGAUGCCCAAUAGUCUACUUGUUUUUCAUUCGAGGUCACCGAUGUUCAGACCUUUGUCCCGGUCCUCCAGCGGAUAUUUCUCGUUCGACUCUGAUUCUCUGCCCAGCUCCCCGCUGCUGAAACAUAACAAGUCAACGCAGACCCCAAGUCCGUCUAGUCAAGUUAUCACCCACGCGCUGCAGCGCAUGUCUAAUGCAUCAGAUACCGGUCGAGAUUAUGAAACGUGGCCCAGCCCCGCCCGCCCCUAUAGACCACACCCAGCACCACCGGAGGGGGACAUGCAGGGUCGUGCUGAUGAGGAGAGACGCAUCGGUCAAGAGCUUCAGCGCAUCGGAGACGACUUCAUGCUCAUCAUGCUGGGGCGCCUAACAGACAGGAAUAGGCGGGUGGCACAACCAAACCUGCUGAUGGACCAAGAACCUGCCUUUCUGCAGUGGAUGACACUCCUGAUUGGACGACUAUUACAGAUGCUUUUGCGGAGGAGAUGAUGGAAAGACUCUAGGACCAAUCAUCAAGUCCAGUCCUAUGCAAUCCCCAGUAGACAUGUAGCAUCUGAGUCAGAUGUUUUUAUUGACCCUGUGCAUAUGUAAAUAUGUUGACAUUCUUGUGGAUCACUUGGACCUAUUAUUUCUAGAAUUUUCUUUUUUAAUCUUGGUGGGUGUACUCCCCCUCUCCCCCCUGAUCUCCGCCUGGGAAAGGGAAUUUGGACAUUCUUGGGAAUAUUUUCUAUUGGGAAUAACAAUUUCUGCCAAACCUGUGUUUGUAUUAGUUUUGCACCUGUGUUGUCUUUGCAUAUUCGGAAUGCUAAACUCCAAACAAGCACCAAAGAUGUAGGUGUGUCAGCGCCGAUGAGCAUGCCUGCCUUGUCCAGAGAUCAAUUCCAUGGAGGAUCACCAUUUGUCGAUGACCACGUUAACGAUGUGUGGAGCUUCAGAUGUGCCUUGUACAGCUUUCUGUUUUGACUUUGUUGGCGUUUGAUUCUCUCCGCUUUUGUUACAGCUAUUUAUUUUUUGUAAAAUAGCAUCAUCUUUUUUUGUUUGUGUUUCAGUCGAUUGUGUACGCCUGCAUGGCUUCCAAUUCCACUCUUGUCUUUAUCAUGGCACCUCACCACUGACAGACUCCAUCCUCCCCAACAUACUUAUUAUCCCUCUGCUCUUCAACGUUCCCCUCCCCCAGCACAUCCUUCUUCUUGUCCUCCUACGACACACUCCUAAUGUGCUUCUUCCUCAUUCCUCUCCUCUCCCAAUCUCUUACCCCUCAGGUCAAUUUUCUUACCCCUCGUCUCCUCCAUCCCUUUUGUAACUUGAUCAUCCACCAUCCUUUCCCAAUGCAGGUGAUGGAACAUUUACAUUGGGUUGUGUUCGUUCUCAGUCCUCCUCCAUCCUCCUCCAUCCUCCUCUCUCUGACCCUUCUCCCUGUAUCACUGACUAAAGCCAGUCAGUUCACUGCCCUUUUAAUGAUGAAAUGGUAUUAGGGGUUACUGUACCCCCUACCAGAGCCAGAGUGGAGGAAAACAGGUACUGUGAAGGAUACCAUUUUAUCCAAACAAGUGAACAAUUUUUUAGGGUUACUGUAAGCAAGUUGUGCAAGUUGGUACUGAUCUUUUAUAAUUGACAUGCACAUCAUCUUAACUAUUCUCCCCCAGAUCACAUAAGUAUUAGUCGAUUAAACAACAGUUCAAUAGAGUAAACAGAAGCAGAAGAAAACACAAAAUUAUUCUGAUCAUGAAAAGGGAUUGAAUUAUAUUUUUACUGGAAGUGAACUGAAUCUUGACCAGAAGAGGGUGAUUGUAUCCUAUGGACUGUAAAUCUUUGUGUUCCUCUGCACCUAAAUAUACCAAUACAGGUGUAAUGCAGUCAAAUAUAUUACACACCUAUUUUAUUUAACCUAAAAUCCAUGAAAUAGUAUGCUUUAGUACUUACAAUGCUUCAGCACUUGCAAUGUUUUAUCCCCGUAAAGAACAUUUGAUUUGUGAAAAUUGUAACCAGAAAUAUAUGGUUUAUUACUGUGCAGAUUGAGUAAGUGUAUGUCAUUUUAUUAUCAGGUUUAUUUUGAUUGGAACCGAGCGUCACACUUACCAGUGUACAUUUAUCAGUGUGAACAGCCAUAAGUCUAGUCUAGCCUUGGUUCUUAUUGGUGUUGGCAACUUUAAACCAAAGAUGUAAUAAUUUAGUACUGUAUAUAUCUCUGGUGUUAAGAGCUUCUGAAUACUGUAGGCUCGGGGUCAACACAUAAGCAGGAAACUAAAAGCAAAAUCACCACUCAGACUGAGGCUUAAACGUGGUAAUAUUAUUUUACAGUCAUAUCCGUUCUACAAGUACUUUCAUGCAGUCUGCUCCAUAACUAGAGUCAGGAUCAUGCCAUAUUGGUAGGAGUUGUUCAUAUUGUUCAUAAACCCACACUUUAUUCCCGGAGAGGAGCCGUGAGUCUCAGGUCGUGCCAUCUUGGUGUACCUUGUAGUGCAGGGGGUCACUUCCACUACAGAAAAAAACUACUGUACCCAGAAUUCUGUCUGUUAGGGGCCGUUUUGCACUGAGCGUGAACAGAGUUUUCUGAGGCACAGGACCCAGUACAUUUGUAGCAAAAAUGUCAUUUUUUAUUAUUACUAUUUUGCACUGAUGUUGCAAUGUAAGGAUUUUAAUUGUGCAAUGCUGUUGUAAAUAAAGCUUUUUUGCUACUUUUAAA